Quercus lobata is the source of this 1611-nucleotide messenger RNA. RefSeq names its product protein FAR1-RELATED SEQUENCE 5-like. Bases 1 to 1611 code for a protein of 536 amino acids. The record is from RefSeq and is a predicted model, not a curated record. NCBI's taxonomy places the organism in Eukaryota, Viridiplantae, Streptophyta, Magnoliopsida, Fagales, Fagaceae. The transcript is spliced from 2 exons.
AUGCCUAUAAUUAGUGAUGAACAAAUAUGCCUUGAAGGUGAUAAAGAAAAUGAAGAUAUUUAUGCUAAUAUUAUGCAGAAUUCUGAUUGUCAAGAGAAAAUAUCUGUUUGGAAAAUGGAGUUUGACUCAGAAGAGCAUGCUCACCAAUGGUAUAAUGAAUAUGCUAAAGAAGUUGGAUUUAGCAUUCGAAAGCAAUGGAAAAAUGAGGAUAGAUUUAGUGGAGUAAUAUCAAGUAGAAGAUUUGUCUGUUAUAAGGAAGGCUACAGAAAAAAAGACAAGCGAGUGGUUGUGAAAAAGCCGCGAAAAGAAACUAGAACUGGUUGCUUAGCAAGACUAACUAUUUCUCUUCAAGCUAAUGGAAAAUAUCAGGUCAUUGAUUUUGAAUCAAAUCACAAUCAUGAGUUAGUGGAUAAGUCAUGUGUACACAUGUUACCUUCUCAAAGAAUUAUUACUGAUGUUCAAGCUAUUGAAAUUGAGUUGGCAGAUAAUUCAGGUAUACCACCUAAAUUGGCACAUGAAUUGAUGAGUCGUCAAGUUGGAGGUAGAGAAAAUCUUGGUUUUACUAAGCAAGAUCAUAAAAAUUAUUUGAGGACUAAGAGGAAAAGAGAUUUGCAGCAAGGUGAAGUUGGGGGUCUUUUGAAUUAUUUUCUUGGUCAAGUAUCAGAAAAUCCAUCAUUCUUUUUUCGAGUUCAAUUGGAUGUUGAAGACCAAAUCACUAACAUAUUCUGGGCUGAUGCUAAAAUGAUUUUCGACUAUGGUAUAUAUGGUGAUGUGGUAUUCUUUGACACAACUUACAGGACCAAUAAAGAGUGUCGACCUUUUGGAGCAUUUGUUGGAGUAAAUCAUCAUUAUCAACUAGUCGUAUUUGGGGCCUCUUUGUUAUAUGAUGAAACUAGUCAGUCAUUUGAAUGGCUAUUUCAUACAUUUUUUGAGUGUAUGUCUGAUAAAAAGCCAAAGACAAUAUUUACUGACCGAGAUCCUGCAAUGGCAAAGGCAAUAUCUUUAGUGAUGCUAGAGACUUAUCAUAGAUUGUGCUUAUGGCAUAUUUAUCAAAAUGCUCUUAAAAAUCUUAAUCAUCUAUUUAAGAGCCAAAAAACCUUCAAUGCUGAUUUUAGAAGUUGCAUAUAUGAUGGUGAGUAUGAAGAGGAGUUCAUUAGUGCUUGGGAGAAUAUGUUGGAAAAAUAUGAUCUUCAAGAAAAUGAAUGGUUGCAAGAUCUAUUUAAAGUGCGAGAAAAGUGGGCUAUGGUGUAUGGGAGAAAUACCUUUUCUGCGGGUAAGAAAAGUACACAGCUUAGUGAGAGUUUCAACUCUCUUUUAAAAGAUUAUUUGAAGUCUGAUUUGGACAUAGUACAAUUUUUCAAACAUUUUCAAAGGGCUGUUGAUGAUGUCCGUUAUAAUGAAGUUUGUGCAAACUAUGACAUGAGCCAAAAAAUUCCCACUUUGAAGGUUAAUGUUCCUUUGUUGAGACAUGCCAGAGAUAUCUACACAGGAGCUGUUUUUACUAUGUUCCAAGAUGAGUUCGAAAAGUCAUUGAUGGUGGUUGUUGACACUUUUCAUCAAAGUGGACCAGUUUCUACAUAUAAAGUUCAUAAUUGUGAAGCCAUAUUUUGA